Ectocarpus siliculosus is the source of this 753-nucleotide messenger RNA. The record is from the annotation of a GenBank genome assembly. NCBI's taxonomy places the organism in Eukaryota, Phaeophyceae, Ectocarpales, Ectocarpaceae.
AUGCUCCCGGCGGACUACUCGCUCUUCGUGGAGGAGUUUCGUCGGUGCCCGAACGCCAAGUGGAUCAUGAAGCCCACGAACCGCGCGCAGGGCAAGGGGAUCUUCAUCAUCAACCGCCUGGCGCAGAUCAAGAAGUGGUCUUCGAACCCGAGAUGGGCCAGCAUCCCGUUGAAGGAGGCGUACCUCAUCAGCCGUUACAUUGAAAACCCACUCCUGGUGGGAGGGAGGAAGUUCGACCUUCGCAUCUACGUCCUCGUGACAUGCUACAGGCCUCUUCGGGUAUACCUUUUCGUGCACGGGUUUGCCCGUUUCUGCACCCCCAAGUACACGAGCGACGUGCAGGAGCUGGACAACCCCUUCAUCCACCUUACUAACGUGGCCGUUCAGAAGCACGGCGAGGACUACAACUCCAUGCACGGCGGCAAGUGGCACAUCAGAAACCUCCGUCUGUUUCUGGAGGCCACCCGAGGCAGGGAGGCUGUCUCCGUAUUGUUCGGACAGAUCGACAGCAUCAUCAUCCACUCCCUGAAGGCAGUGCAACCCGUGAUGGUGAGCGACAAGCACUGCUUCGAGUGCUACGGCUAUGACAUUAUCGUGGACGACCAACUGAAGCCGUGGCUCGUGGAGGUGAACGCGUCUCCCAGCCUUUCCGCGACCACUGAAUCGGACCGCGUCAUGAAGACGACCCUCCUUCGCGACAUUUUUGCCGUCGUCGUUCCUCCUGACUUCUCAGACCCGAGCUACAAGGUAUAG